Rotaria sordida is the source of this 1168-nucleotide messenger RNA. The record is from the annotation of a GenBank genome assembly. Lineage: Eukaryota; Metazoa; Rotifera; Eurotatoria; Philodinida; Philodinidae.
UACAUCAUUAUAUACGUCUAUUUAUAACUUUAAAUUCUUUCUUUUUUCUAUCUAUGGUCGAUCGUAAAAAGAUAAGUAAAAACGAAACAGACUACAACAUAUAAAUUCAUCAUUUUUCAAUUAUUUUCAACCAAAUAAAGUCGUAUGUUAUCGUCGGUAUCUACUUGUUUCACAUCAUCAACAAUUAUGGCGUCGUCUUUUUUUACGUCCUGAUUGUACAAAUGGUCAUAUUGGUGCAGUUCAUGUUCGACAUAUUGAUAAAUUUAUUUCUAUGCUUGGUACACGUUGUGCAUCAUCACUUAUUUAUAUUGAUUUACCUGUUGAAUUAGUUACAGUUGAAAUUUUACGUGUAUUAGCAUUACAUUGUCCUAAUUUAGAAUAUUUAACACUUGAUUUUUCAUCAGCAAUGCAAUUACAUGAUUUUAGUGAAUUAAAUGAAUUUCCAUCUUUUAUGCGUCGAAUUUAUGGAUAUAUAUCUUCAUUAAAUACAUUACAUAUUAUUGGUACAAUAGAAAAAACUUCAAUAUCAUCAUCAUCAUCAGAAGAAGUUGAUACAUUUGAAACAAUAAAUAUAAGUAAAAUAAAAACACAUGCACCAAAUUUACGUGUUAUUAAUUUAUAUGGUAUUGGUUUUAUUGAUGAUAAUCAUAUUGAACUAAUUGCAUCUGGUUGUAUGCAUCUUCAAUGUCUUGCAUUAAAUUUUUGUAUUAGAAUACGUGGAACAAGUUUUAAAAAUUUAAUGAAUCGUUGUACAAAAUUACAAUGUUUAUUAUUACAAAAUACGGGUAUUCAAGAUGAAGCAAUGGUUGCUGUUAAUUGGUCAUCAACUCAACUUUCUGAAUUAGAUAUUUCAUCAACAGAAUUAAGUGAAAAUGGUCUAUUGGAUUUUUUUUCUGUUGUACCAAAACUUACAUAUUUAGCAGUUUCUUAUUGUGAUGGUUUUACUGAUAAGGUAUUAAAUUUAAUAAUCGAUCGAGGUACAUUAAAUGGAUGUCGAGCACUUGAUUUAAGUAAUACAGUAAAUUUAAAUGUUGAAACAGUACAUCAUUUAUUAACAUCAACACGUCAUGUUACUUAUCGACUUGAAGCAUUAAAUUAUACAGGUCAUGAUGAUAUUACAGAACAAUUUUGGAUUGAUACCAUACGAUUUCUUCGUCGAAUUAAGUAA